Messenger RNA from Aspergillus saccharolyticus JOP 1030-1, 7164 nucleotides. RefSeq names its product type I polyketide synthase. Bases 1 to 7164 code for a protein of 2387 amino acids. The record is from RefSeq and is a predicted model, not a curated record. The transcript has 7 exons. Gene Ontology annotation, molecular function: oxidoreductase activity; 3-oxoacyl-[acyl-carrier-protein] synthase activity; fatty acid synthase activity. Lineage: Eukaryota; Fungi; Ascomycota; Eurotiomycetes; Eurotiales; Aspergillaceae. Gene Ontology annotation, biological process: secondary metabolite biosynthetic process; fatty acid biosynthetic process.
AUGCCGUGGUCAACAGCGUGCCGCCUUCCGGGAGACAUCCGCUCCCCCUCUGAUCUGUGGGACUUCCUUGUCGAAGAGAAGUCCGGCCAAGGCCCUGUGCCUGCCGAGCGAUAUAACAUCAAAGGAUAUUACCAUCCAGAUGGACAUCGCAGUGGCGGCAUGGACGUGCCUGGCGGGUACUUUAUCAACGAGGACGUCCGCCAGUUCGAGAAUAGCUUCUUCGGUAUCAACAACCUAGAGGCAACUUAUAUGGAUCCGCAGCAACGGAAGUUGCUGGAGGUAGUAUACGAGUGCCUCGAAAGUGCCGGCACCAGCAUGAAGAGUAUCUCUGGAUCGAAUACUGGUGUGUUCGUCGGCAAUUUCUCAGUCGACUACCAGCCGAUGCAGACACGGGAUCCAGAUUACCUACACCGGUAUACGUCCACCGGUUCCGGUGCUACCAUCAUGUCGAAUCGUAUCAGCCAUGUGUUCAAUCUUCAUGGGCCAAGCUUCACGCUGGAUACGGCAUGCUCCUCAUCGGUCUAUGCGCUGCACCAGGCUUUGACGGCGAUGAAGAUAGGAGACUGCGACAGCUGUAUCGUGGCCAGUGCCAACUUGAUCAUGUCGCCCGAAUUGCACAUUGGCGCGGCAAAAGGUGGGGUGCUGUCCCCUACAGGCACUUGCCACACCUUCGAUGCUUCGGCCGAUGGCUAUGGCCGUGCAGAGGGAGUAAACGCCAUCUACAUCAAGCGUCUAUCGGCUGCUCUCAGAGAUGGUAACCCAGUGCGAGCAGUCAUCCGGGGGAGUGCAAUCAAUGCCAAUGGAAAAACUCCCGGCAUUUCGUUGCCCAGCCGUGAGCUUCAGGAGACGGUAAUGCGGAAGGCAUACCAGAAUGCGGGCCUUGAUUUUGCCAGCACAGACUAUGUCGAGUGUCAUGGCACCGGUACGCCUGUUGGUGAUCCCAUUGAGGUUGAUGCGGUGGGACGUUGCUUCUCCCCACGUCCGGCAGUUCAACUACUAAUCGGAUCUGUCAAAACCAACGUGGGACAUAGCGAAGCUGCGAGUGGCCUGACGUCAAUCCUGAAAGUUGCCAUGGCAUUUGAGAACGCCAAAAUCCCACCAUCGCGAGGCGUGGUCAAGUUAAACCCUAAGCUCAUCCUAGAGGAACGAAACCUCAAAAUUGCAACCAAGGUGGAGGAGUGGCCACGGGCACUACGCCGCGCCAGUGUCAAUUCUUUCGGCUACGGAGGCGCCAAUGCCCACGUUAUUCUGGAGUCCAUCCAGAGUUACCUGGGGGACAAUUAUCGGGAACAGAUCAAAAGCAUUUCGGGCCCAUCAGUGUCCGAGACUCCGCAGCUGCUUGUGUUACCUGUGUCUGCGGCUUCGAUUUCGUCUCUGGAAGCGCGUAUGAAGCAUGUAGCCCAGGCUGUUGCACAGAACCCGGGUCCAGAAGCACUUGCAAAUCUGGCAUACACUCUUACCAAGGGUAGAGACCACCUACAGUUCCGCAGCUUCCACAUCGCCAGCGCGGAUGGUAAACUGGACCCUGGUGAAGACGCCGGGACCCCCGGCAGGACAGACAAGGGGUAUCCUUUCGGCUUUGUUUUCACUGGCCAAGGCGCACAGUAUGCCGGCAUGGCAAAAGAGCUUUUGCUCCAAAGUGAGCAUUUCCGGGCUACGAUCCGUGGUCUGGAUCGGGUGCUCCAACGACUACCGGUUCCGUACGCCCCAAACUGGACCAUUGAGCAGACUUUGCUCAAUGACAACCCUCAAACAAGCGAUAUCAACAAAGUUACCCACAGCCAACCUAUCUGCACCGCUAUCCAGAUAGGAAUCGUCGAGCUGCUGCGCAGUUGGGACGUGCAGCCCGCGGCCGUUGUGGGCCACUCGUCCGGAGAAAUUGCCGCAGCUUACGCAGCAGGACUGCUGUCUUCCACCCAGGCUAUUCUGGUCGCGUACUAUCGUGGAUAUGCCGUCGGAAAGUUGCAGACAAAAGGAUCGAUGAUGGCCGCCGGCAUAGGAGCCGAGGCGGCUAAACAGAUGAUCAAAAGUCAGGGGUUGGAGGCCCAGGUCCAAGUUGCCUGUGUUAACGCACCAGAGAGCGUAACCCUCAGCGGCUCUUCUGAGUCAAUUGAUGCCAUUUAUGAGGAGCUUCAGGCCCAGAAGAAGUUCGCCCGCAAGCUAGACACGGGAGGACGGGCUUAUCACUCUCAUAUGAUGAAGGAGGUCGGUCCCCUUUAUGAAGAACUCCUCGCCGAUUUGCUCACCCUCCCGGGUGACGAUAAGCAGGAGGCUCCUUCUGGUGGUUCUGAGGUGAAAAUGUAUUCAUCUGUCGGUCAUGAACCGACACAACUGCGCGUCUUAGAUCGCAAUAGCACCAGGACAACCAACCUGGCGGCCUACUGGCGGGAAAACCUGGAGCAACCGGUUCAAUUCAGCUCCGCACUGGCGACAUUGGCUGCCGGAGGAAAGCGACACUUGAUAGAGAUUGGCCCUCAUUCGACGCUGAAAGGACCGAUACAGCAAAUCCGGGCAGCGAUGGGAUUUGAUCAGAAUUCACUUCCUUAUUCUGCUACGCUGGUACGGAAAGUCAAUGCCGACUUGAGUCUGAAGCGGUUGGCUGGCACUUUGUAUGCCGCUGGCCAUGCUCUCAACUGGGAUAAAAUUGAUGGCCUGCCGCGGUCUGGCUUGGAGGCCGUGCAUUCACUUCCGCCUUACCAGUGGGACUAUUCGAAUGGUCUUCGCUGGAGUGAACCUCGUGCCAGCGUCGAAAUUCGGAACAGAAAGCAUUUGCGUCACGAACUUUUGGGGACGCUGGCUCUCACCGGAAACAACAUCGACUUUACCUGGCGCAACUUACUGCGACCGAGUGAGAUGCCGUGGAUUCAAGAUCAUAUGCUCGAGGGACAAGUGGUCUUCCCUGCAACGGGAUACAUUGCCACGGCCAUUGAGGCUGUCUCCCGUAUUACUGGAGUCAAAGAUAGGUCCAACAAGUCUGACGUAGCCUUCCACAUCCGCAACAUGAACAUCAGCGCUGCUCUUGUGGUUCCCGAAGAGAAUGACCCGGCGGCCAAGGAUCUUGAGCUUCAUACCACUAUGUCUCUGCGCAAGUCAUCGACAGCAAACACAUCCUCUUAUUGGUAUGAUUUCUCUAUCACAUCCUGGGCUGCAGGGCAGACCACAGUUCACUGCACCGGAAGCAUCCGUUUGACGGAACCCAGGACUGGGGCCGGGAAGGGCAGCGUGACUGUCAAAGAUGACGAAGGGUUUGAGGCUUGGGCAAUGGCGCGGUGGUACUCGAAAUGGCGACAGGAAGGCCUUUGCUUCGGCCCGCAGUUUCAGUCUCUGACAAGCCUCCGAACCGACAGCGCACGCACUCGGAACGAGGCCAUCAGUGUUACUCAUUUGGAUCCCCCGGCCACUGAAAACAAAGAGGAAUAUCCUGUGCACCCGAUCACACUCGACGCUUGUAUCCAGGCGGCGAUUUUGGGAGGCACAGCAGGACGGCUGUCCUCGCUGAAGGCAUAUCUCCCCGUGUUCAUCGCAGAUUGUCGAAUUCAACCACCGCAGGAACCCCUCCCUGGCAGCGAGGUCGAAAUCCACGCACGCUCGGUCGAAACGGGUUUCAAUAGCCGAAAGGUUGACAGCACGUUGUGGGAUGCCCGCGGCGCGCCGAUCGUUGAAUUCACCGACGUGCGCAUGUCGCUAUACACCGGCAAAGGUGGAUCUCAGACCCAGCCUGAGAGCAAUUCGCCUCUGGAUCUAUACCUGCAGCGUCAGCCCACAUUGCGGGUGCAUUGGAAGCCCGACAUGCUGCGACUACCGUCGAACGCUGACAGCCAGCUCCGACGCUAUAUCACCAGCUUUGUCGACCGUCAGGCGCCAGACAUCCAGGACGACGAGAGUCUGGGCAUCAUCGGUGCUCUAAUCGAUCUGGUCGGACAUAAGUUCCCACGUAUGCGCGUCUUGGAGCUCGGUGGUGAUCGGCUCGGAUAUAAAGCUCAACAAUGGUUGCAAAUCCUAGACAAAGAUACCGCGUUCGCGCGGUGUCGAUCGUGGCAUACCGGGUCUGUCGACGAAGACGGAUGCCUCACAAUUGAAGACAACAGUGAUGGACCUUUCGAGGUCCUCAUCCUUCCAGGCCUUACCAGUUCUAAACAGCAAUGGAUCCAAGCUGCCGAACCAGUUUUGUCGACACUGUCCGACCAGGGAGUGAUCAUCACGAGAAGUUCGGACGAGGCGGUGGAAGCAUUGGCGAAGGCAGGAUUCACCCUGUUCGAUGUUGGAAAGCAAAUUCUGUUUGCUACGCGGCCACCUCCGACAAGCAAUCUCAAGGGCCGUAAUGGAUUCAUCGUGAUUCCGCAAAACCCGGCCCCAGCAGUGACUAGCUUCGCCAACAGCCUAUCUGAGUUCCUCACGACCAAGGCUACCCUUAGUGUCGUGAAGAUUGUCCCCAUCGACCAAAUCCAGACUGUCGGGCUCACCGCAAAGGAUAUCUGCGUGUCGUUGUUGGAAGCCACGCGUGAAUACCUGGCCACAAUGAGCCCGCAGCAGAUGGACUGGUUGCGUGUCAUAACUGAUGUGGCAACCGAUCUCCUAUGGGUAACCGGGGCGAACAUGCUCAGCAGUCACCCCGACCCCAAUCUUACCCUAGCCAACGGUCUGUCGCGCGCGUUGAUGCUCGAACAGCCGGCUCUACGGUACUCUGUCCUCGACAUUGGAUCUUUCCAGUCGCUGGAGUCCCUUGAUCACGUUGAGCGGGCCUGUGAGAACGUCGUGCAGGCCCUAGUCACCCGGCAGACUGCCGACGAUUGUGAAUUCAUUCAAGUCGAUGGCCUUCUUUACGUCAGCCGCUUUGGGCCAGACUUUGGAGUCAACGCGGCAUUCCGGCGGCGACUAGACCCGGAAGCUCCGAUGGAGAAGGAGACUUUGGAAGCUGCCAAGCCAGCACAGCUCUCUAUUAGCCGGGCGGGCGUGAUGGACACAAUGCAUUUCCAACAGCUGACGCCCCAGACCACUCCUCCUGCCGCGGGCUACGUCGAUAUCGCCGUCAAAGCUGUCGGCUUGAAUGCCAAGGACGUAUACGCCAUCAAUGGUCGUGUUGACACCCGGGAUAAGACGACAGCUCUUGACUUUGCGGGUGUCAUCACUGCAGUUGGGCCCGAUGUGCGACACCUCAAGGUCGGGGAUCGCGCUGUGGCAUGGAUGCCUAGUCACUUCCGAACAACCGAGCGUGUGCCCGCAGGAGCCGUCCACCGGCUACUCAACCACGAGGAAUUCACUGUAGUUCCCACGCUAUUGACCGUCUAUGGCACGGCCUUAUACGCAUUGCAUGAUCGCGCGCAUAUCCGUGCGGGUGAAUCCAUUUUGAUUCAUGCCGGCUCCGGGGGGGUGGGCAUUGCGGCCAUCACGCUGGCCCAACAGCUCGGUGUCAUCGUUUAUACCACAGUGGGCUCGCCUGCGAAGCGGGACUACCUCAUUCGCGAGUUGGGAGUGCCAGCCUCUCAUAUCUUUAAUUCGCGAGACGGGUCGUUCGUCCCCGCCAUCAUGGAAGCCACUGGAGGCCGUGGAGUUGAUGUUGUGCUUAAUUCCUUGGUAGGAGAUCUCAUGCACGAGAGUUGGGACUGUCUCGCUGAGUUCGGUCGCUUUGUCGAAAUCGGCAAGCGGGAGCUUCUCGACGCUGGCAAAUUGGAUAUGCGCGUUUUCCUCCGCAAUGUCACCUUCACAGCCUUCGAUUUGUCGGAACUCUUCUACGCCCGAGACGCAUGGAACCGAUCCAUCUGGGAUCGUCUCAUGGCAGAAACGAUGACGUUGUAUCGUGAAGGGAAGAUCCAGCCCCCUCCAUUGAAAGUCUUUGAUAUCACCGAGGUCGCGCAAGCAUACCGUUUCUUUGCGAAUAAAGACCGUGUCGGUAAGGUGGUCAUUUCGAUGGAAAAUGAUAAAGCUCGCGUUCCGGUCAUGCCCACUCUGUACCGGACCACGUUCGAUUCCGACAAGGUCUAUCUUCUCAUUGGCUGUCUAGGGGGGUUGGGUCGCAGUCUGAGUCGCUGGAUGAUGACGCGAGGAGCGCGCCAUUUUGUCUUCCUCGGUCGCUCCGGCUUGGACCGAAGCAGUGCUCAGCAGCUGGUUUCACGUCUCGAAGGGGCCGGGGCGCAGGUGACCGUGGUGCGAGGAGACGUCAGCAAAUUUGCCGACGUCCAAGCCGCAGUGGCCGCUUGUGCAGCUCUGGGACGUCCCAUCGGCGGCGUGGUGCAGGCGGCCAUGGGCCUGCACGAGGCUCUUUUCACGCGCAUGCCCAACGAGGCCUGGCAUACCGGUAUCGAGCCGAAAUGGCAAGGCACCUGGAACUUGCAUAAUGCUUUGGAAGGCCACGACGACCAGCUUGAUUUCUUCCUUCUCACCUCUUCGGUAUCCGGCACCGUUGGUACGGCUACGGAGAGCAACUACUGCUCUGCCAAUGGCUUCCUCGAUGCCUUUGCCCGUUGGCGUCGCUCGCAAGGCAAGUGUGCCGUCGCCGUCGGACUGGGCAUGAUCUCCGAGGUGGGAUAUUUGCAUGAGAACCCCGACAUCGAGGCACUCCUCCUGCGCAAGGGCAUUCAGCCGCUCAAUGAGGAGGAAUUCCUGCAGGUGCUCGACCUUGCCCUUGAGAGCGAGGCGGCGCAUAAGGUGGAUGAAGCCCAUAUGCUCACCGGGCUGGAACCGGCGGGCGUCCGCGAACUCAGCGCGCGCGGGUUUGAUGUGACGAGUCAUGGAGUGUUGGUCGAAGCGCGCGCGGGCAUUCUCUCGGCUGCGCUGUUGGCGGAGCAAGAGGUGCGCGCUGGGGGCUCGGGCGAGGCUCGGGGAGCCGAUCACCAAGCGGUGACUUCGGCAGCCCCUUGGUUCAAAGAGCUUCCGCCAACCAUGACGGGGACGUUUGCGUCCGAGGCAGAUGCCGAGAGCCUGCUGGUUGCCAUCGUCCGGCUUUUGAAAAAGCGGUUCGCCAAUCUGAUUCUGAUGCCCUUGGAUCAGAUUGACGAUCAGAAGCCUUUGCCUGAAUUCGGGGUAGACAGCAUGAUUGCUUCGGAGUUCCGGACAUGGUUCUGGACGGUUUUCCGGGUCGAUAUCCCAUUCCUUGAUAUCAUGAGUGUGAGGAAGAACUUGAGUCUGCUCGCUCAGUUUGUGGAAACAAAGCUAUCACAGAACUGA